AUCGCUAGUUAUUUCUUCAGCCAGAAGCCAUUUAAUGGAGUCAAUGUUCUGACAAGACAAAAUUCUUUUUUUCUCUUUAUAAGUGUUUAAUAUUAAUUUAAAAUCGUAUAAGACUUAACUGUAAGUACGUACAAGAACUUAAAGAUGACGGAAAUGCUUACUACAUCUGCUAAUAAAGCAGAUUACUUGGCACAGUUAUUGAAAGAUAAGAAACAAAUUUCAGCCUUUCCUAAUGUCUUUAUGCAUUUGGAAAGAAUUCUUGAUGAAGAAAUUGGUAAAGUUCGAAGUUCUUUAUUCCAAAAUAAUGGAAACAAAAAAGAACCAUUAUUAUUACCAGAUCCUGAAGGACCAGUAAUUUCACUUUCUGAAAAGAUUUAUGUUCCUAUCAAAGAGCAUCCUGAUUAUAAUUUUGUGGGCCGUAUUUUGGGACCUCGUGGAAUGACUGCUAAACAGUUGGAAUUGGAAACUGGGUGCAAAAUAAUGGUGAGGGGUCGUGGCUCCAUGAGAGAUAAAAAGAAAGAAGAACAAAACAGAGGAAAAUCAAAUUGGGAGCAUCUCAGUGAAGACUUGCAUGUUUUAAUUACAGUAGAAGAUACGGCUGCUCGAGCAGCUCUUAGAAUUGAACGAGCAACAGAAGAAAUUAAAAAGUUACUUAUUCCAGUGAUGGAUGGAGAAGAUGAAUUGAAGAAGAGACAACUCAUGGAAUUGGCUAUAAUAAAUGGUACUUAUCGAGAUAGCAGUUCAAAAACAGGCAAAGCUGACACUCCUCAUCUAAUGGCACCUCCGAUUGCCAUCUCUGCACCUCUCCGAACUCCUGGAAAUCCCUUGGGAGCACCAUUAAUCUUAUCUCCACGUCUUCCAAUGGCUGGUGCCACACUACUCAAUGGAAGUGGACCACCUCCACUCAUUACUCCUACAGAUGCAGGAUUACUUUAUGCUCCAUAUGCAGAUUAUCAUCAGUAUGCGGCAUUAGCAGCAUCUCCACUUUUGGCAGAUUUUGCUGCUGAACAUUCAUCAAGUGGUGCAGUGGCUAAACAAAGGCGUCAUUUGGCUAUACGAGACCAUCCCUACCAAAGGGCUGGAUCUCUCUCUUAAAUUCAUCCAAGACUUCAUCAUCACAUGAUCACCGCCGUGAGCUCCAAGAGUACUAACCUGUUGACUACUGACGUUCGUGUGCCAAUUUAUCAGUUCUGAUCCUCGUGUCAUCCUGGAAAACACUUUUUCUGUCAUCGUGAACAGGAAAGUGUAGAGCUGCCAUCUUUUGUUACUGCCAGGUAAAACAAAAUCAAAAACAAGUAACCCAAGCACAGUUUUUCUGACUAAUUUUUAAAGUGGAAAAAAAAAAUUAACUUUUUUUCAAUUUUUUGGUUAGUGAAGUUUUCUAGAUGGUGAUGUAUUGUUUUAGAUGAAGUGUAUAUUGUACCUGAAUAUUAUUCUCUGUGACUUAGAAAUUAAGGGCAGCUCCCUUGUGUAGUUCUGUUUAGGUUGUUUUAUUUU
Messenger RNA from Centruroides sculpturatus (bark scorpion), 1497 nucleotides. Its product is annotated as protein held out wings-like. Gene Ontology annotation, molecular function: mRNA binding. Lineage: Eukaryota; Metazoa; Arthropoda; Arachnida; Scorpiones; Buthidae. Gene Ontology annotation, cellular component: nucleus. The transcript is spliced from 8 exons. Gene Ontology annotation, biological process: regulation of mRNA splicing, via spliceosome. The coding region runs from base 145 to 1095 and encodes 316 amino acids. The record is from RefSeq and is a predicted model, not a curated record.